AUUUUAGUUCUCUCAUCAUCUCAGCAUAUUGGUCUAAUUUAUUUUAAGUUUUUUUUGUACAACAAUAAUUUUGUCCGCUCUUUGCGAAUAAUUAAUUAUUAAAUGAAUUCAAUCUUAUAAGAAUAGAACAAAUAACCAAUACAAGAUCAAUACAAAAUGUUUUCUCCAAAAAAUAGUAUUUUUAUCGUAGUAAUUUUAGUUUGUUUUCUAACAAAAUUCUCACAUUGCGUUGAAUUCACAUUUGAGUUGGCUGACAAUUCCGAAGAUUGUUUCUAUGAAGAAAUCAAAAGAAAUGUAUCGGCAUAUUUGGAGUUUCAAGUGUCUGCCGGAGGCCAAUUGGAUGUCGAUGUCACUCUGAAAGAUCCACAAAAUCGAAUAAUCUACGAACAGUCGAGGUCGACCUUCGACAGCCAUCAGUUUACAGCUGAGACAACAGGAGUUUACACAGCCUGUUUCAGCAAUAAGUUCUCUUCAUUUGCCCACAAGUUUGUCUACGUGGACUUUCAAGUUGGCGAUGAAGCACCGCUUCCUGGCAUUGAUGAGCAUGCCACAGUGCUCACUCAAAUGGAGGCUUCUUCUCAGUCCAUUCACAAGUCUCUGAAUGAGAUUCUCGAUGCUCAAACUCAUCAUCGGCUUAGAGAAGCUCAAGGUCGAAAAAGAGCUGAAGAACUAAACGAACGUGUUUGGUGGUAUUCCAGCUUAGAAACGGCAGCGGUAUUGCUCAUUGCAAUUGGCCAGAUCUUUGUGCUGCGAAAUUUCUUUACAGAUCGUAAACCCAGUCAGGCGCAUUAUUCAAGAAUGUAAAAUAUCGAAUAAAAUCGAAACAAACAAAAAAAUAAGUCAUGAAUAAGUUCCCCAUCUUAACCCAAUAAAAAUUUAAAAAAAAACCGAAAGAAAAAACAAAGAUUAGAUACUACGCAG
Episyrphus balteatus (marmalade hoverfly) is the source of this 921-nucleotide messenger RNA. RefSeq names its product transmembrane emp24 domain-containing protein 7 (gene p24-1). Gene Ontology annotation, biological process: intracellular protein transport; Golgi organization; endoplasmic reticulum to Golgi vesicle-mediated transport. Lineage: Eukaryota; Metazoa; Arthropoda; Insecta; Diptera; Syrphidae. The transcript is spliced from 4 exons. The record is from RefSeq and is a predicted model, not a curated record. Bases 157 to 804 code for a protein of 215 amino acids. Gene Ontology annotation, cellular component: Golgi apparatus; endoplasmic reticulum-Golgi intermediate compartment; endoplasmic reticulum.